GAACAGAACCAGAACAGAACCAGACCAGCAGACAGCAAGAAGACAUGCAGUGCGUUCGGUGUCCCGCCAUCUUGGUUCUCGUGGCGUUGGUUCUGGGUGUUUCCUCGCAGCCCGACAGAGACCAGGACGAGUACCAGAACCAGGACCUGGAGCUGGAGCUGCGUCACCACCGUUUGCUGCAACGAGCUCGCAAUGCUGGCCUCCUGUCGCAGGAGUGGAGUAAACGUGCUGUGGAGGACCUGCUGGCUCAGAUGUCUCUUCCAGAGGCCGAUGCCCAGCGGGAGGCUGAGGUGGUUUCCAUGGAAACAGGAGGAAAGAUGAACCUGGAGCGGUCUGUCGACCCCCCCAACAACCUGCCCCCCCGAGAACGCAAAGCCGGCUGCAAGAACUUCUAUUGGAAGGGCUUCACUUCCUGUUAGAGCCCCGCCCAGCUGAGGCCACGCCUACACUAGACCAACCGACCAAUCCCAGAGCACCUGACCUUCACCUGAGUAACUCGAUGGACCAAUCAGCAGCUGUCUGGCUGCGUGUACCUGAAUAAUUCAUGUAAUUAUCAAUUAA
Thunnus maccoyii (southern bluefin tuna) is the source of this 561-nucleotide messenger RNA. It is a transcript of the gene sst1.2, whose product is annotated as somatostatin 1, tandem duplicate 2. Gene Ontology annotation, biological process: regulation of cell migration. Bases 45 to 419 code for a protein of 124 amino acids. Lineage: Eukaryota; Metazoa; Chordata; Actinopteri; Scombriformes; Scombridae. The transcript is spliced from 4 exons. Gene Ontology annotation, cellular component: extracellular region. The record is from RefSeq and is a predicted model, not a curated record. Gene Ontology annotation, molecular function: hormone activity.